Molecule: messenger RNA, 2679 nt
Organism: Vicia villosa (hairy vetch)
Lineage: Eukaryota; Viridiplantae; Streptophyta; Magnoliopsida; Fabales; Fabaceae
Product: O-fucosyltransferase 19-like
Exons: 8
Coding region: 258-2168 (636 amino acids)
Cellular component (GO): cytoplasm
Source: RefSeq, a predicted model, not a curated record
CAGAUCACAAAUUUCGUUCCCUUUCUCUCUCUCUCUCUUUCUAUUCUCUCCUUCUCUCUUUCUCUCUCUAACAUUCAACUUCGACCGAACACAAGCAAAAACACAGAACACAAAACAAAAAAACAAAAACACAAAAACAACAACGUAGCUCUCCCAGAAACCGCAACCUCAAAAACAUCAACAAAAAAAAUCAACGUCAAAAAUUCCCAUUCAUUGUCGUUUAAUUCUCACCCCGUCGUCGUUUUGACACCGACAAGAUGUCGUCCGGCGGCCCAACAACAGCCUCGUCCAACACCAGCCCAAGGGUCGCCGCGGGUCCCACCACCACACGCAGACGCGUACCCGACAUCAACAACAACAUCGACACAGAGAAACAGACACAACACCAACAAACACAAAGCUUCACAGAUUUCUCCGAACUCGAACCGGACGACCCCGUUUUAUUAAACAGUACCGUCCACCACCACGCGCACGUGCACCACCACCUACAUCCCAUCACGCGCUACCUUCUCCUACGCGCCCGCAUUCUACUAUGCGUCCCGGAAACUGUCAUUCUCCGGUUGGAACAGUUUUUUCUCUGGCUGUCCGGUUCGGUUCAGGGUCUCCGGUCCGGGAAAAACGUGGGCCGGAAGAUCUUUGUGGUUCUGAUCGUGAUGGUUGUUAUGUCGGUUUUUUUUAAGGUUUCGUUGUUUAUUGGUGGUGGGGUUGAAAUGAAUGGGAAGAGUAUUGAAAAUGGACAAUUGAUUUUGCAACGGUUUAAGGAAGAUUGGGCUUCGGCUCAAAGGGUUGUCACUGAAACUGAAACUGAAACUUCCAUGCCUAAAAGGGUCCUUGAAAGAUUGGCUACUCCAGAAAUAUGGAUGAAGCCAAACAGUGACAAGUAUUAUCAAUGUGUGUCACGACCUAGGAACCGGAUGAAAACGUCAAAAACUAACGGCUAUCUUCUUGUUCAUGCAAACGGUGGAUUGAAUCAAAUGAGAACUGGGAUAUGUGAUAUGGUUGCAGUGGCAAAAAUAAUGAAUGCCACACUUGUUCUUCCUGCUCUUGACCAUGAAUCAUUUUGGACUGAUCCAAGUGACUUUAAAGAUAUUUUUGAUUGGCGGCGCUUCAUGAAAGUGUUGAAAGAUGACAUCGAUAUUGUUGAGUACUUGCCUAUUCGGUACUCGUCUCUCAAGCCUUUUGUUAAGGCUCCGGUUUCAUGGUCUAAGGCUAGUUACUACAGAAGUGAGAUUCUUCCUAUGCUGAAGAAACACAAGGUUGUACAAUUUACUCAUACAGAUUCAAGACUUGCGAACAAUGGUCUUGCUUCGUCUAUUCAGAAACUUAGGUGCCGUGCCAAUUACCAUGCUCUUAAGUAUACGGUUGAGAUCGAGGAGCUUGGAAAGACCUUGGUUGAUAGGCUACGAAAUAACGAUGAGCCUUAUAUUGCCCUUCAUUUAAGAUAUGAGAAAGACAUGCUGGCUUUUACUGGCUGUAGUCAUAAUCUUACGACUGACGAGGCCGAGGAACUUAGGGUUAUGAGAUAUGAAGUGAAGCAUUGGAAGGAAAAAGAGAUCGACAGUGUCGAUCGACGGUUGCAAGGAGGGUGCCCUAUGUCACCUAGAGAAGCAGCCAUUUUUCUCAAAGCCAUGGGGUAUCCUUCAACUACAACAAUCUAUAUUGUUGCAGGACCUAUAUAUGGUGGCAAUAGUAUGGCAGCCUUCCGCGCCGAGUAUCCAAAUGUCUUUACGCAUUCCACCCUCGCGACUGAUGAGGAAUUAGAGCCUUUCAAGCCGUAUCAAAACCGUCUAGCUGCUUUGGAUUAUAUUGUUGCACUUGAAAGUGAUGUUUUUGUUUAUACUUAUGACGGAAACAUGGCUAAGGCGGUGCAGGGCCAUAGGAGGUUUGAAGGAUUUCGGAAAACCAUCAAUCCAGAUAGAUCAAGUUUUGUAAAUCUUAUUGAUCGAUUUGAUGUCGGCUCAAUAUCUUGGGAGAAAUUUUGUUCAGAAGUUAAAAAAUUGCACGCCGAACGGCUAGGUGCGCCUUAUCUAAGACAGGUAGGCGAAACACCAAGGAUCGAAGAGAAUUUUUUCGCCAACCCUUUUCCCGGUUGUGUCUGUAACAAGUCUCAAGAGCUAAUUACAAGCCAAAAACUAGACCAAAGAUUUGGCAUUCUACCACAAAGAUGAUAAUAUCUUAGUUUUUGUCAUAUAAUGACAACAAAAGGCCAAAACAUUGGAGCUUCAUCAUGUUAUUAUUAUGGCACUACCUUAAAGUUUAAGGUAACUCAUAUGAGUUGUGGUUGGAAUGUGCUUUUCUUUGUCUAUAGCCUAUUUGAUGAGGCUGUUGAAGAAUCAAAAGGAACCUCAUUUUAUUCAAAAUACUAGUUUGAGUUUAGGUAUACAAAAAGGGUAAAGAAUAGAAAGUUUGUGAAUAAUGUAAAGGGAAAAACUAAAGGUUAGAAAAUUAUACUAGGGGUGUUGGAGUUAUUGUUGUUGGAGUUACAAUGUUAAAAUCAUUGGAUUUAUUGAUUAUUUUUUGGAGGAUCAUGGGUGAAAGGGGGCAUAAUUGGAUUCAUUUUUUGGAUUGAAGGCUUGUAUAAAUUGCUUUUGUACUUUACAAUUCAUAUUUUGUUUAUAUUUAGAUUUAAGAUGUGUACCUUGAAUUGUUGGGCUAUAUAAAUUUUGAUGAUUUGGAUUA